This is a messenger RNA of Anthonomus grandis grandis, 2295 nucleotides long. Its product is annotated as nose resistant to fluoxetine protein 6-like. NCBI's taxonomy places the organism in Eukaryota, Metazoa, Arthropoda, Insecta, Coleoptera, Curculionidae. Bases 118 to 2088 code for a protein of 656 amino acids. Gene Ontology annotation, molecular function: acyltransferase activity, transferring groups other than amino-acyl groups. The record is from RefSeq and is a predicted model, not a curated record. The transcript is spliced from 12 exons.
UUUCUCUUCUAUGCGUUUGCAAGGUACCAUAAGUGGUUCUUAAGUGAACAUAAACCAUCAGGUUUAAUAAAAAACCAGUACAUGAUCACAGAUUAGUUAACAUCUAACGUUUUAAAAAUGUUUAGAUAUUUUGGUGUUUUUGGGUUGUUGGUUGUUCAGGUUAUUGCCGUCCAAGUUGCUACUGUUAAUUUGCUAGAUGACAAAUAUGAAUUAAUGCCCGAGCUAUUCUAUUUGGAUAAUUUUGAUCAAUGCAUGCUUAAAGGUGAAGACGCUCUAUUUUGUACUUUUACCUUUACUUUGGGACCACUGGGGAACUCUAGCGACUUUGUAUGGAACAUCAUCAAGAAUAUCAGUUCGAAUGAACAAAACUAUAGACACGAUCAACUUAGACAUGGAAUAUGCGUUCCAGAAAAGUGUCAGGAUGAAUAUAAUAACAGCUCGUCAGUUGAGCAUAUUCUUCAAAAGUGUUAUAAUCAAAAAUAUAACACUCUUGGCCUCAAGGGGUCUAUCUCUCAGUUAGUCUGUCAGAGUAAUAAGGCGAGUUUUAGUAUUGAUUUAUAUGAUAUUAUAUAUGGAAGCAUUAUGUUUUCGUACAUAAUUUUCGUCAUAGCCGCUUCGGUUUACGAGAGAUACUAUCUUUAUGGACAAAAACUGAAUAUGUAUGAUUCUGGUCCUAGUAGAGUUGGACUACUAAUCUCAGCUUUUUCUGUACCUAAAAACUGGGAAAGAUUAAGAUCCACGGAUCCCUCUUCUGAUCACCGGAAACUGAGAUCCAUCCAAGGCAUUCGAUUUUAUAAUAUGAUUUGUGUUAUUAUGUCUCAUACUAUUAUGGGUAUAUUAGGAGGACCAGUUUCAAAUCCUUUAUAUACAGAACAAAGUACCACAAAGGUGUUAAAUAUGUUCAUUGCAAAUGGUUGGUAUGUGGUACAAACUUUUUUCGUUAUAUCUGGAUGGCUUCUCACAUAUCACUUCUUUGUUAUGACUGCAGAAGUUAAGAACUUACGAAUAUCUCAUGUGUUUUGGACUAUUAUAAAUAGAUAUAUAAGGUUAGCACCAGCAGUGGCUGUUAUGGUCGGCUUCCAUAGUACUUGGCUAGUCCACUUAUCUCGAGGCCCCUACUGGGAUAUGUUCGUAGGCGAAGAGUACAGAAACUGUCGCAAAAACUGGUGGACCAACUUGUUAUUUGUUAAUAACUACGUGGAUAAUAACAACAUGUGUUUACAUCAAACCUGGUAUAUAGCGGCUGAUAUGCAAUUGUUCGUACUAUCAGUCAUACUAUUAUAUUUCCUUGGCAAAAAUCCCAUAAAAAUAAAAGUCAUUUUUGGUCUACUUCUGACAAUAGGAUUCCUUGUCCCAGGCAUAAUUGCCUACGUAAAUAAAUAUGAUAUUGUCAUAAGGCAGUAUCCAGAGGUGCUAUAUAAUUUAAAUUUACUACGUUUGGACCAUUGGCAUAUUUUGUACAGUUCAGCGUACUCUAAUAUUUUCGGAUAUACUAUAGGAAUGGUUUUUGGUUAUUUGUUUUAUAGGUAUAGAAACACUUGUUUCAGGAUUAAUCGGAUUCACGUCAUUCUCUGGUGGCUUCUAACAUUUGGAUUGUGUAUAUUUAUGGUUCUAAUAUCAGCACUAUUCUACAAUCCCGCAUUUCAUGUGACACCCCUAAAAAGCGCCUUUUAUUGGGCUUCUGGAAAAAAUCUUUUUGCUCUUGGAAUUGCUAUAGGUAUUUUUGGAUUCACCCAAAAAGUAGGAUGGUUUGCAAGAUCUAUGUGCGAGUUUGAGCCAGUACAAGUCUUAGGAAGACUCACUUACAGUACUUAUAUUAUACAUGUAGCCUUUAUACGUUGGAAAAUUGGCUUUAAAAGGUAUCCCGCAUCAGCAGAUGAUACUAUGUUGUUUUUUUCAGUUCUUGGUGACGUGGCCGUGGCAUACUUAGGCGGCACUUUAUUAUGCUUAUUAGUAGAAAUGCCUGUAUCAGCUAUACAAAAAAUGUUAGGAUUUUCUGUACACCACAAUAGAACUAACAGGAUACCAAAGUCAUCGGAAAAGUCACUGGAAACGUUAGAUUUGGAUGGAGACAACACGAAGAUGUAAGAAGGAACGGAUAAGAUGUAAUAUGUAAUUUCAUGCAACAACAAAUACUUUGGAGUACCAAAUAAUAAAUUUAAAGCAAUGUACAGGGUCUAUUUAUAAUAUACUAUAUACAAUGAAAAUUUAUUUUAUAACUAACUUAUAUUGCUGUAAAACUAAAGUUGAGAUCCUCUUUGGGGCUUAAAUAUACGACUUUCGGAUUAUAAUUAA